UUUAUUAAUUGCCCUCCCUAAAAUAAUUAUCCUAUCUCUAUUAGUUACCCCUACAUCAAAGGUUGAAACAAUAAUUACCCUCCUAAAAAUAGUUAUAAUUUGCCUUCCUAAAAUAAACUCUAUUAGUUACCCCACCCCUAACAGUUACCCUCUCCAGAGAGAGUUUGAAACAAUAAUUACCCAGAGUAAUUAAUAGAGUAUCCUCUCUAUAAAAUAUAUUUUCCCUAUCAAAUCUCAAUUCUUAUUAUUUUAGUAAAUUUCAUGGGACCUCAAAUAUUCUAUUAGCCCAAUGUGCAUUUUAUGAAAUAAUACACGAAUUUGGAAUUUUAAUUAUGUUUUAUUUUAAUUUAAUGGGAAUUAAUUUCCUUACUUACACACAAACUGUUGCCGUAUUUUUUAUUCCAAUUUUUGCUGCUUCAGGGAUUGGACCUUUGUUUGUGUUUACUGGACUAGAUAGAAUGCUUUGUGUGAUAUUUCCGACAUUGUUUGGAUUUUUUAAAGUCCUCAAAAAAAUUUUUUUAGUCCAAACCAAAUACGUCCUCGUAUUUAUUUAACCCUAAUUUCUGUUAUCUGUGCUAGUUAUUGUGCUAUAUUUCCUGUUGGAUUUUACUGGUUUAACAAUAUUGACCCGGAUACUUUAGUUCCUCCAACAUUUAACGACAUAUUUUCUGUUAGUUUUUAUUUAAAUAUUUU
Molecule: messenger RNA, 693 nt
Organism: Meloidogyne enterolobii
Lineage: Eukaryota; Metazoa; Nematoda; Chromadorea; Rhabditida; Meloidogynidae
Source: the annotation of a GenBank genome assembly